Molecule: messenger RNA, 1152 nt
Organism: Neogale vison (American mink)
Lineage: Eukaryota; Metazoa; Chordata; Mammalia; Carnivora; Mustelidae
Gene: DLK1
Product: delta like non-canonical Notch ligand 1
Exons: 5
Coding region: 1-1152 (383 amino acids)
Biological process (GO): negative regulation of Notch signaling pathway
Cellular component (GO): membrane
Molecular function (GO): calcium ion binding
Source: RefSeq, a predicted model, not a curated record
AUGACCGCGACCGCAGCCCUCCUGCCCGUCCUCUUGCUCCUGCUGGCCUUCGGCCACAGUGUCCAUGGAGCUGAAUGCUUCCCGGCCUGCCACCCCCAAAAUGGAUUCUGUGAGGAUGACAAUGUUUGCAGGUGCCAGCCUGGUUGGCAGGGUCCCCUGUGUGACCAGUGCAUGACCUUUCCCGGCUGUGUUAACGGACUGUGCGUGGAACCCUGGCAGUGCAUUUGUGACGACGGCUGGGACGGGAACCUCUGCGACACAGAUGUGCGGGCGUGCGCCUCGACCCCCUGCGCCAACAACGGCACCUGCGCGAACCUCGAUUCCGGCCAGUACGAGUGCUCCUGCGCCCCUGGCUUCUCGGGAAAGGACUGUCAGAAGAAGGACGGGCCCUGCGUGAUCAACGGCUCCCCCUGUCAGCAUGGAGGCACCUGCGUGGAUGACGAGGGCCGGGCCUCCCAUGCCUCCUGCCUGUGCCCCCCUGGCUUCUCCGGCAAUUUCUGCGAGAUCGUGGCCAACAGCUGCACCCCCAACCCGUGCGAGAACCAGGGCAUCUGCACCGACAUCGGGGGCGACUUCCGCUGCCGAUGCCCCGCCGGCUUCGUGGACAAGACGUGCAGCCGCCCCGUGGGGAACUGCGCCUCCGACCCGUGCCUCAACGGGGGCACCUGCUGGCAGCACACCCAGGUGAGGUACGAGUGUGUGUGCAAGCCCGAGUUCACGGGCCCCCUCUGCGGCCGGAAGCGCGCCCCCAGCCCCCAGCAGGUCACCCGUCUGCCCAGCGGGUACGGGCUCACCUACCGCCUGACCCCCGGGGUGCACGAGCUGCCGGUGCCCCAGCCCGAGCACCGCAUCCUCAAGGUGUCCAUGAAGGAGCUCAACAAGAACACCCCCCUCCUCUCCGAGGGCCAGGCCAUCUGCUUCACGGUCCUGGGCGUGCUGACCAGUCUGGUGGUGCUGGGCACCGUGGGUAUCGUCUUCCUCAACAAGUGUGAGGCCUGGGUGUCCAACCUGCGCUACAGCCGGAGGCUGCGGCAGAAGAAGAACCUGCUGCUUCGUUACAACAGCGGCGAGGACCUCGCGGUCAACAUCAUCUUCCCCGAGAAGAUCGACAUGGCCACCUUCACCAAGGAGGCCGGCGAAGACGACAUCUAA